Molecule: messenger RNA, 1911 nt
Organism: Zea mays
Lineage: Eukaryota; Viridiplantae; Streptophyta; Magnoliopsida; Poales; Poaceae
Exons: 5
Coding region: 67-1614 (515 amino acids)
Biological process (GO): protein dephosphorylation
Molecular function (GO): protein serine/threonine phosphatase activity
Source: RefSeq, marked validated
AGCGGCAGUUACCACCGCCACCUCCACCCUGUGCUCCACCGUGUCGCUUCCCUCCCGUUGGCCGUCAUGGGCUCCUGCCUCUCCUCCGAGGCCCCCGCCGCCGGCGAUGGCCCAGCGGCGUGGCGGAAGCGGCGCCACGGGAGCCGGGAGGGCGCGGCCGCCGGCGCCGGCGCCGCCGGCGGCGGUGGGAAGAAGCUGCCCGGAGGAGCGGGGGAGAUGACGGAGGACGAGCUCGCGCGGGUCCCCGGGAGGUUGUGCGGCAAAGGCGCCAGCGCGGUGGCGUGCCUCCACACGCAGCAGGGCCGGAAGGGCACCAACCAGGACGCCAUGGUCGUGUGGGAGAGUUUUAAUUCAAGCGACAGCAUCUUCUGUGGUGUGUUUGAUGGCCAUGGGCCAUACGGUCAUUUUGUUGCAAAGAAAGUUAGAGAUUCACUUCCUGUCAAGUUGCGCACACAAUGGCAAACUAGUGCUAAUGGGGGCUCUAGUCCUCAUCAAAAUGGAAGCAUCAACUCCGAAGAAACAGGGUCUAUUGUUGACGAUGAAUGGGGUGAUGGUGAUGACACUGAAAAGCUCCCUGAGAUGUUUCUUCCACUGAAGCAAUCUUACCUAAAAGCUUUCAAAUUGAUGGACAAGGAACUCAAGCUGCAUCCCACAGUUGACUGUUUCUGCAGUGGAUCUACGGCAGUAACAUUGGUGAAACAGGGAUUGGACCUUGUAAUCGGAAAUCUUGGGGACUCAAGAGCAAUUAUGGGGACAAGAGACGCCUCUAACAAUCUAACUGCUCUGCAACUCACAGUUGAUUUGAAGCCUAACCUUCCCAGGGAAGCUGCGAGGAUACAACAAUGUAAAGGACGGGUCUUUGCUCUUCAGGAUGAGCCAGAAGUUGCCAGGGUAUGGUUGCCAAAUAAUGACUCUCCUGGAUUGGCAAUGGCAAGAGCCUUCGGGGACUUCUGCCUUAAAGAUUAUGGUUUAAUAUCUGUUCCAGAGAUAUCAUAUCGCCGCCUUACCGAAAAGGAUGAAUUUAUAAUACUAGCCACCGAUGGGGUAUGGGAUGUUCUCUCAAAUAAGGAGGCUGUCGACAUAGUAGCAUCAGCCCCAUCUCGUGCGACAGCAGCCAGGGCCCUUGUUGACUGUGCUGUCAGGUCAUGGAGGUUGAAGUUCCCAACAUCCAAGAGCGAUGACUGUGCUGUUGUCUGCUUAUUCUUGGGUCACGAGAAGUCGGCCGACUCGGUUCAAGGGAGUGAACCCAAUGUGGAGACAGCAGAACCCACCGUGGAGGUUUCCAGUUCCACACAGGAUUCCAGUGCAGGGGUUGACGAAGACAUUGCAGAUGCUGGCAUGCAUGUAUCUAGUGCAGUGCACAUUUCCGAGGCCACGCUGCAGCACUCCACCACGUUAAGGGAGGUCGACGAGAUUGUACCGGUCGACGAACCUACAGCCUCGAAGGAGCCUGGAAGGUGCGGGUCUGCUCGCAGCCUGGCAGAUUGCAUAUCGACAAACGAGGAAGAGGAAUGGUCCGCGCUCGAAGGCGUGACACGGGUGAAUUCCCUCCUGAACCUCCCUAGACUACUGUCGGGCGACAAGCGAUCGACCAGCUGGAGGAAGCGGCGGUGACCGGUGAGGAAGCUCUCCUACAAUUCUUUGCCGAGUUCAGGUGGGGGUUCAUGCAGAGGCGCGGCUCAACCCAGUACUGGCAUUUUCAGCCAGGCGCGUGCAAAAUCCUUUAGUCUCUGGGAAUUUGUUAUAGCUGAUUUUUAGGCUUCCCCAGAUUGUUUUGCCGGCAGGCGCGGGCGUUUCAGAUUGCUUCUUCAUUCUUGUGCCUUUGCCGGGAGGUGUUCCCAGAACCAUUCUUGGGCUUCUCUGUGUCCGUUUGUGCAUAAGGAAGUUUUUGUUCUGUGAGAAGCUUCUUUU